AUGCAGUCUCAAGUAAGCAUGGUGGCGCAGACUCCCCCUGUGCCGCGGCAAGAUGCGGGGCACGCCGGCAGUGCGACGUGGCCGCCCAGUUCAUCGAAUUUCUUGCCGCAGGGGACGUUGGGCGACCAGCGCAACCGACUUCCGCCUAUCCCUGGGCCCCCACAAGCCGAUGCGGCCCCCGGGGGCUCGCUGAGAUUUCCUCCACCAGAUGCCUACACUCCGCCCCCGGGGGCCACUGUGUUCUCUCGGGAGCACACUGGCCGAAUCCCCCGAGGCAAGUUUUUUGUGCAGCUAGGCUCCACGAUGAGGCACGUGUGUUUGCUGAGGUGGCGUUCUCCCUGCUCAAUGUGCUGUGAGAUUAUGACUCCGUUUCUUUUUGUUUUCGGAACCGUACUCCUUUGGGGGCUCUUCCGGAACGAGCAAGGGAGCCCAGGGAACUACUUCGACAGCUCCGCCCCUAAGGACUACAGGGCUGCAAUGGAUGCCCUGCAUGCGUCUGUGUGCUAUAACGCUUCGAUGGGUGAGAUGAGUGGCGUGCCUUCGUGCAAUCUUUCGGAACCUGGAAAGUUGCUCUGCGUGGAUGGAGAUGAUUUCCUCGCAGGGCUGUGCUGCGGGGCGAAAGAGGCUGCUCCGUUAUUCAUCUUCUCCAACAUGCUGGGUGGCCGCACGGCGGCCACUCCGACGUUUGACGACGUCGCGUUGCUGCGUUUGCUAAAAAGAACACGGAAUUGGAGGCUGUACUUUGCACCAGUGUCCGCUGCCACUGCUGCCCUGGUGGAAUACUUCAACACCAGCUCGCGGUACUUUCGCUACGUGUAUGGUGGGACGUACGGCGUGGACGCUGCGGAGUCAUUGGCACGCGACAACCCUCCUAUCUGGGGCAUUGUGCAGGUCAGCGACAUGUCGCCAGAGAAGUUCGAUGUGACGAUUCGUCUGAAUGCAUCGGAGCUUCCAGGAACCAAAAAAAUGCGCGACGAAAUUUAUAUUGGUGGACUGAACACCGGAUCCGGCGAACUUUACAUCAGCUCCGGUUUCAUUACGCUUCAGAGUGUUGUCUCCAGCUACUACCUCAACAGAGUCGUACAGGUGCCGAAUAGUGAGAUUUUGAUGUACACACCUGCACCUACAGCGGCGUAUGACACCCAGCCGUUCUUUUCGGUCAGUGGGGAGUUGGUGCCUCUCAUUGUGGUGAUGGGCUUCCUUUACCCGGUGUCGCAGCUGACGCGACGCCUUGUCCUCGAGAAGGAGUUGCGCAUUCGCGAGGCUGUGCUGAUCAUGGGGCUGUCGGAGGGUAUCAUGUAC
Molecule: messenger RNA, 1302 nt
Organism: Trypanosoma grayi
Lineage: Eukaryota; Euglenozoa; Kinetoplastea; Trypanosomatida; Trypanosomatidae
Product: ABC transporter
Exons: 1
Biological process (GO): lipid transport; transmembrane transport
Cellular component (GO): membrane; intracellular membrane-bounded organelle
Molecular function (GO): ABC-type transporter activity; lipid carrier activity
Source: RefSeq, a predicted model, not a curated record